This is a messenger RNA of Tyto alba (common barn owl), 3095 nucleotides long. RefSeq names its product family with sequence similarity 180 member A (gene FAM180A). Bases 82 to 612 code for a protein of 176 amino acids. The record is from RefSeq and is a predicted model, not a curated record. NCBI's taxonomy places the organism in Eukaryota, Metazoa, Chordata, Aves, Strigiformes, Tytonidae. The transcript has 3 exons.
UUUAUUCCUGAAAAGAAAGGAGGUAGGAAAUUAAAAAGAUACUAUACAGCUAGGCUAGACAUACGUAUUUUAAAUAGAAGGAUGCUUUGGAAGAUUUUGCUGCUGCUGCUGUUCUAUUACAGUGCUCAUGCCACUAUGACCCACAGAUGGAGCAGAGCUAUGCUUUUCCCAGCUGCUCAGCGAGUCAAGCGGAACUCAGCUGCCUUCCUCAGCCCAGUGCUCCAAAAUUCCCUGGAAGAUGUGGUCCUGCUCUAUGAGUUUCUUUUAGCUGAGCUUGACAUUGACAAAGGCCAGAGGAUCUCCAUCAAAGAUGAGGAGCUUGCUUCACUGAGAAAGGCUGCUGAGUUUGACACCAUCUGCAAUGAGAUUAUCCCCAAGAGCAUCACAGAGAUCCGCAGGCUGAGUAGCAGGCUGUCUUCCUAUCCAAGGGCCCUCAAGAAAGAAGACUUUGAAAGGACUGUGCUGACCAUGGUCUACACGGCCUACAGGGCUGCUCAGUCCAUGGGGCACCAGAAAGACACUUGGACUGAAUCCUUUGUCAAUCUUUACAAAGCCCUGAAGCAUGACUUGAUGUUCUCAUACAAUAAAGAGCCAUCACAGUGGGAGACUUGAUGCAAUGGCAACUCAGCCACCUCUUCUGGUUGAUACAGGACACAUGUAGCACGUCCACCACUUUAUCCUGUAACGAGUAAUAGCCUGCUUCAUGAAAGAUUAUUUGUUUUCUAGCUCCCUCUUGUGGAAUCCACUUUAUAGUUCCAUGUUAAAUGGGGAAAAAUGUUAUCUUCAGUCCUGGGAAUUUGAUUUUUGUGAUGGCUUGGAGGCACACUCUGUGACAGGCAGAGAAGGGAGUCUGGUGUACACCCCAGACAGACAUGACUUUGUUUCAUCCAGGGGGUUUUCUAUAGGCAAUACAUAAGUAUACUGUGCUUAUGCUCACAUGCCUAUGUGUAUGUACUGGAGAAUGCUGCUUUCCUAGCUGGGGAAACAAGUUCACAUUUUAGCUGCCUAGUAAAAGGAUAUUAUAAAGAUAUGCAAAGGCCCUGUGUGACAGGAAGAGGUUUUAUAAUUGUCAGCCUUUAGAAAUUAUGCCACAUUUUAUUAAUUCCAAAUAUUUUUGUAAAUAAGUACUGUCUGAUUCACUUCAUUUGGCUGAGACAGUUUUUAAUUGCAAUAGCAUUUGCAGAUGACAAAGGGCAUUAUGAACACCAGCAGCAAACAAUGCCUGUGCACAUAUUCCCAGUUUCCUAGAGCCACGCUUCCAAACAGUCUGCAAUGAUUCUUUCAUUAUUUGCACAUGACUUUGCUUUUGCUCCUUGUUUUUUGAAGGCAACAUGGAUUUGUCCUCAGCAGAGUCAAAAACAAGACAAAGGUCCUGUUUAAUUUAACAGUGACACGUUUUUCCUGAUUCUAUCACUUGAACGUAGGUCAUCUAAACCCAUGCUUCAGAAUCCCCCUGAGGCAAGGGAGGAAGGUGCAUUAAAACGUAACUGGUGCUGAAUUUAGCAGUGUGGCUCAUUUUUGAUGGUAAAUUAUAUAUUCACUUGUGUAUAUGUGUGUGUAUGUUCAUGCAUGCAUGUGCACGUAAGUGCUGAGUACGUGGAAGAAUCCUAAAUUUUUCAGUCAGGGAACAGUUGUAUCUGACCACUUAGCAGACAAAGGCCAUUCACCAAUCUGGUGGUGGGAAUUAUGAAUUUGGGAGCAAUGGAAAAGCAGUACUUGUUUACAACAAAAACUGUUUGUAGAAACAGUGGAUCUGAUUAUUAUAAACUGCAAAAAAAACCAUGGACAGAAAAGGAACAGAAAAAGGAGGUACAUCAGACAGAUGACUAGCAAUGAAAAAAACCGACUCUUCUAAAACAAAUCCUCUAAUAUUUGUGAACAAGUUAUACAAACUGUUUCUCUAGUGAUAUUAGAGGUGCUUCUACUUCCAGAGCACAGAAAAAUAGCUGAACAUUUAUUUCAUCCUUUCAUAUCAGCACUCGCUCUCUAUUUCCAUAAUGUCUUAAGGCGACAGGCCCAGAUCAAAAAUCCCUGAGGCUGUAAAAGAGAGUUAAGGAUUUCAGCUCCAGUUCUGACUCACGUUUAACUGCUUUUGCAUCACUUGAGCAAAAGGAAUGAACUCUUUUGCAUCCCUUAAUAGGGAUACUCCAAGGACUGGAGCUAAAAAAAUCCAUCCAGCACCACCUUGUUGCAGCAAACAGCAAACAGUGCAAGCAGUCAGAGCACACUGGGUUUAGCAAUCACGUAUGGGAAUGUGGAACCACAGCAACCUUAGGGGCAGGCUGGCAGUGGAAUAAGCAGCUGGGCAAAGGGCUUACAAAAGACAUUCAGCCUUGUUUCUCCCAGCAGUUUCUUUACGUGUAUGCAUGAGUGUGCGUGUUUGUUUUUCAGAUGCACGUGUGUGUAGGCGCACUUUUAUACCUGAAGAUCUUAGCUGGCCAUCUUAAAGCUUGGCUGACACAUGGCAAAGGAAACUGAAAGCCUCAAGCACAAAGCUAUGAGUCACGAGCAUCUCUGUCUCCUCUACUUGUUCACACAGCUCAGCGCCCACAAAGCAGCCUUGCGCUACAGGCCACAUGCUCUUUAGGCCUUCAGCAUUAACACUGACGAUCUGUUUGUGUUUUCUUCCCACACCGUGCAUUAUAAACACAUGGAGGGGAAAUGCCAUGAGUGCACUCCUGCCUUUCCAGCUCUGCUUCUUGGCUCCCUGAAGCACCACUUGCCGGAAGAGCCUGGAACCAGGGCAAUUCAUAAAUCCCUUACAGCCAGUGACCCCAAGUCUGCAAAGAUAAACAAGGAAGAGCGCUAUAGCAAGAUUAAUUGCUUGCAGUCGUCAUGCAGAGAAAUAUCUCUCAGCCACUCUCCUCACCCCACAACAGGACUGUCCAGCAGUCAGAGUUUACUCGUCAGUAAGUAUCCCAUAGAAAAGAAUUACAGAUAAUUUUGAAUAUCUGAUCAUUCCCUAUGACAUACAUAUCUUACUGUACCUUACAAGUUGGUAAUUGAAAUCUUUAUCUCUUCAACAGAAAAUAAAGUUUUUCUGAGUUUGUUUCCCUCCUCCCAUUACUAUGUGUAGUGUAGGAAAAACUUUUAUU